Caenorhabditis angaria is the source of this 1119-nucleotide messenger RNA. The record is from the annotation of a GenBank genome assembly. NCBI's taxonomy places the organism in Eukaryota, Metazoa, Nematoda, Chromadorea, Rhabditida, Rhabditidae.
AUGCCAGUUGCUAUUAUAACAGGUUAGUUCAAUUUUUCAACAAAACAUGUAUUAUUUACACUUUGUUAUUUUGUAGGUGCAUCUUCGGGAAUCGGGCGCGCGGCUUCGAUUUUGUUGGCAAAAAAUGGUUAUGCAUUAUCAUUGACUGGAAGAAAUUCGGGAGCAUUGGAAGAAGUCGCGAAUUUGUGUAAACAACAAGGAGCACCACAGGUUUGAAACUUUAUAUUCAUUUGAAUGAAUUUUUGUUCUUAUUAAGGUUUUGACAACUGCAAUUGAACUAACUUCUGAUGAUGCACCAAAAACAAUUGUCGAUGCAACUAUUGAAAAGUUAGGAAAAAUUGACACUCUUGUAAGCUUUUAAAUUCUUAGAAUAAUAAUAAUCUAUGUUUUUAGAUUAACUCUGCUGGAAUUCUCAAAGCAGGUCCAGUUUUGGAAUCGGGAAUUGAAGUAUACGAUGAACUUAUGAAUGUUAAUGUGAGAAGGUUUGUUAUUUUUGUUCUGUAAAUCAAAAUUCAAUUUAUUCUUCUUGAAAACAAUUAUAUUUUUCAGUUUAAUUCGUCUAACUCGCGCUGCUCUUCCUCAUAUAAUUUCUCAAAAAGGAACUGUUGUAAAUGUCAGCAGCAUCAAUGGACCUUGCCCGGUUAGUCUUUUUUUGAAAUAAAAUAAUAAUUUUGAAUUGUAUUCUAGUUUCCUGGUGUAACUUAUUAUUGUAUGUCAAAAUCGGCUGUUGAUCAAUUCACAAAAUGUUUGGCAUUGGAAAUGGCACCAAAUGGUGUUAGAGUGAAUGCAGUUUGGUUGGUUUUUUUCGUUUUGACUAUGAAAAAGUAAUUGAUAAUAAUUUUUUCAGUCCCGGUGUGACAGUUACAAAUUUGCAUAAAACUUCUGGACAAAAUGAAGCAACAUAUCAAGCUGUAAGUUAAAUUUUUAUUGAUCCAUUUUUAACGAAACUAUUUUUUACAGUUUCUUGAAAGAAGCAAAACAACUCAUGCAUUGGGAAGACCAGGAAAAUCGGAAGAAGUUGCUGAAGCAAUUCUGUUUUUGGCUUCAGAGAAAAGUUCUUUCACAACUGGACAAUUACUUAGAGUUGAUGGAGGAAGAGGGAUUAUGCAUCCAAGAUAA